This is a messenger RNA of Penicillium pulvis, 732 nucleotides long. RefSeq names its product RNase P/RNase MRP complex subunit. The transcript is spliced from 2 exons. Bases 1 to 732 code for a protein of 243 amino acids. Gene Ontology annotation, biological process: tRNA 5'-leader removal; rRNA processing. Gene Ontology annotation, cellular component: ribonuclease MRP complex; ribonuclease P complex. NCBI's taxonomy places the organism in Eukaryota, Fungi, Ascomycota, Eurotiomycetes, Eurotiales, Aspergillaceae. Gene Ontology annotation, molecular function: ribonuclease P RNA binding. The record is from RefSeq and is a predicted model, not a curated record.
AUGACCGACUCUCCCACCCCAAAGGCGCAACACAUAGCUCACACACUCCUUGCCCGCGCCCACUCCCCUGACUCCGCAGAACAACAAUUCACCGAGCGCGUUAAGCAAAAACCACUUUUCCUCCGCCCAACUUCCCCCUCCGCCGCAGACAACCGAUCCAGACGCCGCCUCCAUCGUCUCCGCAAGAAAGAAUAUUUUAUCCGUCACCAGCGCCCGCGAUCUCUAUCUGCGCGCGAAAAGCGCACAUCGGGUCUCUACGACUUGCCUAAAGAUGAAUGCAAGCACGCUAUCUUCAAGGGACUGCAUGCGCUAUGGGUCGGUUACAUGCAAGAGAUUUUGGAUCUCAAGAUCGAGGGGAAGAGUGGAUUGAUAACGCCAGCUUCGCAUGGUGCGAAGCUUGUCAGUGCUGAUUUCCACGGUGCGGAGGUGGAGGUUGUGCGGAGUCGAUGCGCUAGUCGGGUUGGAGUGAAGGGAAUUGUGGCGCGGGAUACGAAGUUUACGUUUGAGGUUGUCACAGAGAAGGAUGAGGUUAAGACAAUACCCAAGGAACACUCUGUCUUUCGGUUUACAGUUCCUUUUCCGACUUCGACACCGUCGGAAUCUGCUGAGGGCCAACAGAGCCAGCAAGGACCGAAGCCAUUGAUUUUCGAACUUCAUGGUAGCCAGUUUGAGAAUCGGGCUACGGACAGGGCUAAUAAGAAGUUCAAAUGGAGGAACAUUGAUUAUCUAUGA